This is a messenger RNA of Melanotaenia boesemani (Boeseman's rainbowfish), 3053 nucleotides long. It is a transcript of the gene mcm5, whose product is annotated as minichromosome maintenance complex component 5. The transcript is spliced from 16 exons. NCBI's taxonomy places the organism in Eukaryota, Metazoa, Chordata, Actinopteri, Atheriniformes, Melanotaeniidae. Gene Ontology annotation, molecular function: ATP binding; DNA replication origin binding; single-stranded DNA binding. Bases 620 to 2833 code for a protein of 737 amino acids. Gene Ontology annotation, biological process: DNA replication; DNA replication initiation; double-strand break repair via break-induced replication. Gene Ontology annotation, cellular component: MCM complex; nucleus. The record is from RefSeq and is a predicted model, not a curated record.
UAGAGAGAGAGAAAAAGGAGGCUUUCGCCUGCAACCUUUCCAAGCCAUACUAAUUCAGUAUUUUUCUAAUUGGGCUGUCUGUCAUACACUGUUGCCUUCACCUUCCAGACCUUCUACAUCAACUAGCUUUUCCUGUUUACUAACCCAUCAAAAACGGCUUCUUUAAGAGCAGCAUGAGCUUUAACCGAGUAUAAUAACAUAUAAGCAUAUCAGCAGAUAUAUUCCAUGUUUCAUUCAUAUUUCCAUCUGGCAUGUUGCUGCUUUAGCUUUCGUCCUUCAGUCGCUCCACCUCCUGUUGUCUUUUUCGCGCCAUCACUCGUCAUAAGCCCCGCCUACACGAUGUCAACUCGCAUCCUGAAGAAGCUUUCUGACCAAUAGAAAGAAGCGACGUUUCUUUUCAGCCAAUCAGAUGAGAGGACGGGCACGUUGUGAUUAAACUCUCGCGGGAAACAGACAGGAAAGAGUUUAGUUUUUCCCGCGAAACAGACGUCAGACAGACUUUGUCGUGAACGGUUCAGAUCCGUCGUUAAUUCGUUUUUAUCAGGGGAAAAAACGAAACAAAACAAAUUUUAAAGUUCAGUUUUGCUUGUUUGUGAUUCGUUCACCGAGCUGUUACAGUAUGUCUGGCUUUGACGACCCCGGAGUUUAUUACAGCGACAGCUUCGGAGGUGGAGAGGGGCCUGGCGUGGAUGAAGGCGGACUGAAGCGCACCCAGAUCAAGAAGCGGUUCCGUGAGUUCCUGCGCCAGUUCAGAGUUGGGACCGACCGAACCGGCUUUACGUUUAAAUACAGAGAUGAGCUGAAGCGACAUUACACCCUGGGGGAGUACUGGGUGGAGGUUGAGAUGGAGGAUCUUGCCAGCUUUGAUGAAGAUUUGUCUGACUGUCUUUACAAGCUGCCGACUGAGAACAUGCCUUUGCUGGAGGAAGCUGCAAAGGAGGUGGCCGACGAGGUGACUCGUCCCCGGCCUGUCGGGGAGGAGACGGUGCAGGACAUCCAGGUUAUGCUGAAGAGUGAUGCCCAUCAUGCUUCUAUACGUAGCCUCAAGUCGGAGCAGGUGUCUCGCCUGGUGAAGGUGCAUGGCAUCAUCAUCUCAGCCACAGCUGUCAAGGCCAAGGCCACCAAGGUGUGCUUGCAGUGUCGCAGCUGUCGCGCUGUUAUCAAAGACAUCCCUCUGCCGCCCGGCCUACAAGGUUACGCUCUGCCGCGCAAGUGCAACAGUGAGAACGCUGGCAAGGUGAAGUGUCCCGUAGAUCCUUACUUCAUCAUCCCGGAUCGCUGCAUUUGUGUCGACUUCCAGACACUCCGCCUGCAGGAGGCUCCAGACGCGGUGCCACACGGAGAAAUGCCCCGUCACCUACAGCUCUACUGCGACAGGUAUCUGUGCGACCGUGUGGUGCCCGGUAACAGGGUGACCAUCAUGGGCAUCUACUCCAUCAAAAAGGUGGCUGCCGCAAAGGCUAAAGGCAGAGAAAAGGGUGUCGGUGUGGGGAUUCGUGCAUCCUACCUGCGAGUGGUUGGCAUUCAGGUGGACACAGAAGGAGCAGGUCGUGGUGCUACUGGAUCAGUAUCUCCACAGGAGGAGGAGGAGCUACGAACUCUGGCUGCUUCUGCUGGCAUCUACAACUCUCUGGCCCAGUCAGUAGCUCCCUCCAUUUACGGCAGCAAUGAUCUGAAAAAGGCCAUUACCUCAUUGCUGUUUGGAGGUUCAAGGAAGAGGCUGCCUGAUGGUCUCACUCGCAGGGGCGACAUCAACCUGCUGAUGCUUGGAGAUCCUGGUACAGCAAAGUCUCAGCUGCUCAAGUUUGUGGAGAGAUGCUCACCAAUAGGGGUUUACACCUCUGGAAAGGGCAGCAGCGCAGCUGGUCUGACCGCCUCUGUGCUGAGGGACCCCAGCACUCGUGGUUUCAUUAUGGAAGGAGGGGCCAUGGUGCUGGCUGAUGGCGGAGUUGUAUGCAUCGAUGAGUUUGACAAGAUGAGAGAGGAUGACAGAGUAGCCAUCCACGAGGCCAUGGAGCAGCAGACCAUCUCCAUCGCUAAGGCUGGCAUCACCACCACCCUGAACUCCCGCUGCUCUGUCCUGGCUGCCGCCAACUCCGUGUUUGGUCGCUGGGACGACACAAAGGGAGAGGACAACAUCGACUUCAUGCCCACCAUUUUGUCCCGUUUCGAUAUGAUCUUCAUCAUCAAAGACCAGCACGACCAGCAGAGAGACAUGACGCUGGCUCGUCACGUGAUGAAUGUUCACCUGAGCGCUCAGACGCAGACCGAAGGAGUCGAAGGCGAGAUUCCCUUGGCCACUUUUAAGAAGUACAUCGCCUAUGCCAGAGCUAAAUGCGGGCCGCGGCUUUCUGCAGCGGCAGCUGAGAAGCUGAAAAACAGAUACGUGGUGAUGAGGAGCGGCGCACGAGACCAUGAGAGGGAGACGGACAAAAGAGCCUCCAUCCCCAUCACCGUCAGGCAGCUGGAAGCCGUUGUUCGCAUCGCAGAAUCUCUGGCAAAGAUGAAGCUGCAGGCUGUGGCUGGAGAAGAAGAGGUGGACGAAGCCCUCAGACUCUUCCAUGUGUCCACUCUGGACGCUGCACUGUCCGGCAGCCUCUCGGGAGUGGAGGGCUUCACUUCUCAAGAGGACCAGGAAAUGAUUUCCCGCAUUGAGAAGCAGCUGAAGAGACGCUUUGCGAUUGGCUCCCAGGUGUCUGAGCACAGCAUCAUCCAGGACUUCACCAAACAGAAAUAUCCCGAGCAUGCCAUCUAUAAAGUCCUCCACCUGAUGCUAAGGAGGGGGGAGCUUCAGCACCGCAUGCAGAGAAAAGUGCUUUAUAGAGUCAAGUAAAGAGAAUUAUUCUCUGUUGUCGUUUGAUGUAAAUAGUUUUGAUUUGUUUGAACUCUUCGGAUAUCUCGGUUUAACCUCUGUUUUGAUAGAAAAUGAUCACGUUAAAGAAUUUAUCUGAAAUGAUGGAUAAAAGGUCACCAUCCAGCUGUUAAUGCUUUGUAUCAGUCUAAAUGUGUUAUUAAAUGUAUUCACAAGAAUAAAUAAAAUAAAUUUCAUCUCA